CAUUGAAAUUUCAAGUCUGUUUACGAAUAGAAAUGGAAAUUUUGGCUUUUCCGAUCUUUUCGGUGAAAGCGUUACUAAACAAGUCACGUUCAUAAAAUCACGCAACGCGUAAUGAGUGGCAGGGAUCAGCGGGGGAUCAAUAUAUGUAUUCCAACAUGGCUGCUGCCCUUCAGCAACUAGGCAGAUGAUCUUGGCAGAUAAUUUACGUUUCCUUCCGUUUUAACUCAACAACAUUCUAUACUUUAACCGGUACAGCACGUUUUACGAAGCUGACUCAAGACAUUCACCGACACUCGUAGUACUCGUAGUCGUUUAGACUUUCUCGUUUAUAUAAGGAAAUUCAUCGAAUUUUUCAAGACGGAAGAAGAAAGACAGGCGUUGUCGCUUGGUUGUUUAUCUUAGGACUAUUUUCAAUAGUACUAUAAUAUCCAUAAUGGGCGAAACCAGUCCAGAAUCAAUAAUUAUGACACUACUAGAACAAGUAAGAUGCUUGGAAGAUGAGCGCGACAAAGCACUGGAACUUGCCAAAAGUUUGAAUGACAAACUUAAGUCAAAACUUGAAGGCGGAAAUCAAAAGGAACGCCAUUCAAAAAGCCCUGAAAAAAAAUUAAAGUGCACAUUAGAAACUCUCGCUACAGAGUUAGAAGAGAUUCGCCUUAAUGAAGAACAGAGACAGUUUAAUUUAACGGAGUUGAAUAAAGAGAAACGAGAAGAAGGAGGUUUUGCUGGUGAAAAAACAAUGGUGGACAUGUGCAAGGAAUACUAUGGGAAAAUGGUCACCGACCUGCAACAAGAUAGAAAAAGCCUACAGAACAAAGUGGAAGUGCUAGAAAAUCAGCUGAUAGAGAAAGACAUGCAGAUUGCUGAAAUGAAACUCAGUAUGGGGAAAAGAAGCUGAAUUGAUGAAUUAUUAGUACUUAUGAUUUUCCUAACUUUUAUAUUGCUUCAGUUCAUUUAGAUAGUCUCUUGUCCUGUGCCGUUAAUGUGGUCAAGAUGCUCUCUCGGCUCUUGAUGGCUUAUCCUUCCAUAAGACUUACUUUAUUGAUAUUUAGCAAUUUAUAGUCCUUGAGCCUAUAAAGGGGCUAUGAGUCAAUGGCCCAUGAGGUGGAAGGCAAUGCUAGAGUUACUUAAUGACUUCAACACUAGCUGCAUAGUAGACUAGUGUAUCUAUAUUAAUUUGUCAAAAAUGUAUAUAUAUCCGGCACCAAGAAUAUUUGUCAGCUCUUGCAGACCUAAUUUGCACAAUGGCAAAGGAAAAAAUAAUUCUAAGGGGCAGUUUACAUGGAGAAAACUUGCCCCUGGUAGAAGGAAUACCCUUUUCCCUGAGCUACCCUGGGCAAGCUAACUUUUCCCUAUUUUCUUUGUAAAUUCAUCUUGAUAGUUUACAUGAGAUAUUUUACUUUGCCUUGGCUAAAAGGAUCACCCUACUGCUGAUAGGGUUACCUCAUUGCAAAAGAGGGUGACCCUGGUACCAGGGACAACGUUUCUCCACGUAAAUACUUUAACUCGCCUGACUGAGACAACUUUUUCAUUUGAGCAUGCAUAUCUCCAUUGAAACCGAUAGUUGUCCUGGGUUUUAUAUAGGGACAACUUCUUUCCAUAUAAAUGCUCAAUAUAGUUGGCUCAAGUAGAAAGGUUUCCUUGCUUACCAGGGACAAGUUCUCUCCAUGUAAAUGGCCCCUAACUCUUUGACAAUUGAAUUUUUCAUAUUUAUAUAUUAUUAGGAAACACUACAAUUUUUUAUUCAUUUGUUAAUUAUGCAACAAAAUGUUAACAGAAAUUUAUUCAAUUCAAUUCAUUCGGUAAUGAGGAAUUCUGUUUGAAAUUAGGCACCCAAGUUUUCAAUAUGUGUAAAAGAAAAUAAAUAACAAUACAUAUGUAGACUAGUAAGUUAUGAAUUUCAUAGAGAUUUGGUAGCAUCAUGGUGUAUGGGUUAACCAAGUGCAUCAUAGGUUUCAUUAUAGGGACUUUAGGAAAUUUUAAAAAAACUGUCAUUGCUUAUCACCACACCGCAAGCACAGCAGUGGCGCAGCUCAAUGGGGUCAAACUGAAAGCAUGUGAAGGCACCUCUGGCAGUCACUAUACAGUCCAUGUUUGACCCUGGAGCACAACUAUGGGUUGGUUUUUAGAUGAAGGUGGAAAAACCCUUGGAGUCAGAAAGAGAACCAACCAACUCAGCUCACAUGGGGGCACUGCUAAACAGCGAAACACCGAAACGAAACACCGGAGCGAAACACCGGAACGAAACAGAGACAAAUUCGUGAUAUUACAAAUAUCAUGCAAUAAAAAAAUAAAAGAAAACAAAAUACACGAUAGUACAAUGAUAUAAAAACGAUAAAACUUAGCUUUAUGCCCGUGCUUUAUGAUCUGUGAUCCGUAUCGAUCGUUUAUUACCUUUUAUAAACAAUGUCGUUUCGCUGUCUAUCAAUGCAAUUCUUUCUUGAAUUUGAAGGAUUCCAAUGGAUCUUUUAAUAAAACAAGCAUUAGUCUUAACUGCUUCUGUCUCUAGUAUCUACACCAAAAAAAUUGUGAAAAAAAGCUAAAGCCCUCGGGCGACGCCAUGUUUAUUUAAACAAAAGCACAGGAAGCCCAGCUCUUGACAAAGGAGACCCAACAUUUUGAUAAAGGAAUCUGUCAUAAAAUAUCGUUUCCUAAACUGCAGGUGGUGAUUAUUAGUGUUUUAAAUAAUGAUAGACAAGAAGAUSGAAAGCUUAAGGUUGUUUUCGCAAGUUACCAUUACCUAUAGCGACUCUGUACAAUGCUAAUAAAAAAAUGCUUAUUGUAGUACUGUAUCAGAUUAGUAAGUAAAACGAAGUAUAUACGAUCAAUGAUCGGCGUUAUUUUGGGGCUCAGGGAUCACAUUUUAGCUAAUUUUGGGCUUGGAGA
Messenger RNA from Actinia tenebrosa (Australian red waratah sea anemone), 2886 nucleotides. RefSeq lists its product as uncharacterized. The record is from RefSeq and is a predicted model, not a curated record. NCBI's taxonomy places the organism in Eukaryota, Metazoa, Cnidaria, Anthozoa, Actiniaria, Actiniidae.